Messenger RNA from Saccharomyces kudriavzevii IFO 1802, 894 nucleotides. RefSeq names its product mitochondrial 54S ribosomal protein uL24m (gene MRPL40). Gene Ontology annotation, molecular function: structural constituent of ribosome. Gene Ontology annotation, biological process: translation. Gene Ontology annotation, cellular component: ribosome; mitochondrion. The coding region runs from base 1 to 894 and encodes 297 amino acids. The transcript has a single exon. NCBI's taxonomy places the organism in Eukaryota, Fungi, Ascomycota, Saccharomycetes, Saccharomycetales, Saccharomycetaceae. The record is from RefSeq and is a predicted model, not a curated record.
AUGUCGGGAAACUAUCAACAUUUAUCCAACGUAGGGUCGCGUGUCAUGAAAAGGCUAGGAAAUCGACCCAAGAAUUUUCUUCCUCAUAGUGAAAAAUUCAUUAAGAAGUCUACUCCCGAGUUCAUGAAAACAGAUUUGAGGGAAGUAGAUGAGGAGACCAGUUUUAAGAGUGAAAAGGAAUGGAAAUAUUUACCUGGAGACAGGGUGGUAGUAAUGAGUGGAACUUCUAAGGGGAGUAUUGCUGUAAUUAAAUCAUUUGAUAAAAGAACAAAUGCGUUUAUAUUGGACGAAAAUGGGCCUACCAAGACUGUUCCUGUUCCUAAGCAAUUUUGGCUUGAAGGUCAGACCUCUCACAUGAUCACAAUCCCGGUUUCAAUUUUAGGAAAGGAUUUAAGGUUGGUUGCUGAUAUUGACGAUGAAAAAGCGCCAGGAAAAACAAGAACGGUGGCGGUAAGGGAAGUUUCUUUUAAUGGUUCCUACUAUGAUGAAGACUACAAAAAGGUAAUGCCAUACAGAUGUGUGAAAGGCCAACCAGAUUUGAUCAUUCCAUGGCCUAAACCAGAUCCAAUUGAUGUACAGACAGAUCUAGCCACAGAUCCUGCAAUUGCCAGAGAACAAACCUUUUGGGUCGAUUCUAUAGUGAGAAGUCCCAUUCCAAAGAGGGCAAUACCAAGUCUUCGUAAUCCUCAUUCCAAAUAUAAAAGGGGCACUCUGACAGCGAAAGAUAUAGCUAAGCUGGUGGCGCCUCAAAUGCCUCUGACGGAUGUUAAGAAAAGCUAUUUAAAGGAAAAGGAGCAGUUUGCUCAGAGAGAGAUAGCAAAAUUGACUGAAGAGGAUAUGGAAGCUAUAGGGGCCAGAGUUUUUGAAUUUUUAGAAAAUCAAAAAACAGAAUAA